Messenger RNA from Mercenaria mercenaria, 891 nucleotides. RefSeq names its product F-box/WD repeat-containing protein 7-like. Gene Ontology annotation, molecular function: protein binding. NCBI's taxonomy places the organism in Eukaryota, Metazoa, Mollusca, Bivalvia, Venerida, Veneridae. Bases 193 to 876 code for a protein of 227 amino acids. The record is from RefSeq and is a predicted model, not a curated record. The transcript is spliced from 6 exons.
UCCUACUUAUAAAAAGCUUGAUAUUUAUGCAGUUUUGUAAAAGCGUUUAUGGUUACCGAUCGAAAGGUAUGCAAGGCGUCAUUAGUUACUGGAUGUGUCAGAUGUUGUAUUCUCUCAGGGAUAUACUGACAAACAGUCUGUAGGACUGUGACAGUAUUUAUUUAGAGAUAUACAAGUCAUGAAUAAACUGUGAUGGAUUUCACAAAACAACUCCUUCCAGAAUUAGUAGACAAAAUUUUGUCAUACUUUACUGAAAAAGAACUUGUGGCUUUUUCAAAAUGUUGUGUCAGAUGGAGGGACAUCACAAAUAAAGAUAGUUUGUGGUUACAUCAUUGUAUGGUUCGAGGUUGGCUAAGAUUUGGCUUGAAUGGGGACAUUAACAGAGAAAACCAUUUGAAUGUAAAGAUGACAAAUGUUGCUGGAAACUCACCAGUUUUCCGUUUAUAUGUUCCAGAAGAGACAACAUUAUCACCAAUUUGUAAAUGGAAGAAUAUUUUUAUCCGUGUUCAUCAUCUAAAUAAAAACUGGGUCAAAGGUCGCUACACAGUUUCUCCAUUGUUGAAAGGUCAUACAGAAAAAGUGACAGCCAUAGAGUGUAAUGGGAAGUACAUUGUUACAGGAAGUGAGGACAAGUCAUUGCGACUGUGGGACAUGUCUCAAGCUAAAUGUAUCAAGAAACUUGAUGGACACCUUGACUCCAUUACAAAAAUUAUUUGGAAGGGAAACACAAUAAUCACUGGUUGUGCUGAUAGUUCUAUACGUGUUAUAGACUCCAGUAAUUUUGCCAUAUUGUUUUCACUACAAGGACAUGGAGGCAGUGUUGAUCACAUGACUCUCGUUGGUAAAGUACUGGUUUCUGCGGCAACUGACAGGUAAUCUUAGACUCUUAGU